UUCUUCGGCGUCAUCAUCAUGGCAGACGCGUCCACCUCCUCAGGGCCACGCCGUUCGACACGGAAGCCAAAACCUAUCCAGCAGGAAACUAUCCCCAUUGUAGAACAUGUUCCAGCCAAACGAAAAGCAAAAGACGAUGCAAGUGGCGUAGAUUCUGUGGAACGGCUCGUGUACCUGUUGCAAAACUCAAAAAGCCAAUUGACCAAGAUGGACAUCUCCGAUGUCAUUAACGCUAAUGUGUGGGACAUGCUGUCUCCUGACGCGAAGAUGCGCCUUGCUGCUCUACUUCCCGCUACUGCUUUCCGUUCUUGUCCCUCAGUGCUUGAAUCUGACCAUCCUGCCGCGUCAUCAAACACUUUUACCAACGGGAACUCAACCGUUGACCCAGAGCAACUGGACCUCGCUGUGUUUACCGAUUCACACUUCUUAGCUGCUGCACACACGUUUCAGGAUCAUUUGUUUUCUAACUGGCUGUCGGAUUCUCAUGCGGAGAAAAUGAAGAAAUAUAUUGAAGGGACAAAGGAUGGAUCGCUCGCCGCACCAUGGAAAGAUGAGGUUUGGGAGCGGGACAAUGGGGCACCGACUGAAGAUGCGAAACCCAUACCUAAUGGUGAUACUCGCACCAUUGCCGGCGAGGCAGCAGAUAUCAAACUAGUCGACUUGAUCAAAAACUCGGUUAUUCGUGAAGGAGACGUUCUUGCAUACAAGCGUAAAUUCGCGGCUCUGGGCAUUGUCGUCGAGAAAGACUUGAUUAUCCAACAAAUCGAUGCAAGGACGCGGAAUUUGACAGUACUGGUGGAACCGGGCAUUAUACGGGACCUCUCAACGUCUCUACUUUUACCUGGCACAAUUGAGCCAACGGGUUCGAUACGUUCGAUGACAAUAUCCAGUCCCUCACAGUUGGAAAAUGGACUGCUUGAUAUUGACGGUAGAGUUGAGAGGUCGAAGCGGCCUCACGGGAACGCCUGGAAGAGCUUGACGCCAGGCGGCUGCAUGUCGCUCUCUCCACCGAUCCGACGGCUUUCAGUCAGUUCAGCGACGAAGCAAGAGGAUCUCAUCAAUGCCUACGAGGCGGAGGAGGAACGUAUCAUCAAUGUGCUCUCCAAAAAACUAGAGCAGCUCAAAGAAGAGAAAAUUGAGCUUGAAAACGUCUUAGAGGCCGAGUCUGAAUCGCAUGUCAACAGACUUUCCAGAGAGUUGGCGGCAUUGCGACUUGCUCAGCUUCAGUCGGCUGGCACAUCACCUCAAACCGCCGCUGUAUCGGCUGACCCAUCACUCGAAAUCAUGCUCCAAACCUUGCAACGAGAAAACGAAGCCUUGCGUUCGAGGUUGGCCGAUACUGAGAGGGACUUUGUCCGGAUUUCGAGAUUGAACGAGGUUUAUCGUGAAGAGUUGGUAGAGCAUCGUAAUCGCCUGGGACUACCUUUAGACCAUCUUAUUGGCCUAGCCUCAGCAGAUCCGUAUUCACAGCCAACACAUCUUCAUCAAAGGCCUCAGUCGGCUUUCUCGUCAAGUACUUCAUCUCCGACCAAUUCCGUGCUACAUUUUCCCUCGGGUAGGCUAAAUGGAUCACGUCCUCCUGCCCCUCCAACAAAUGGGGUGCCCAUCCCGCGUCCUAUAGUGCGUGCUAGAACAAACAACAACAACGUCUCCGAAGCAAACACGCCACUUUCCCAUUCGCCUUCCUCCUCAUCAGACUCCCCAUUUCCCUUCUCUCCAGUGACAUCCCCGCAUCCAACCAGCACGAGCUAUGUGAGCGUUAACAGCAACAUGACCUCACCACCAGCAUCGUUCAAUCCUAACACGAUUACGUUCGCAACUCCUUCGCGUGGCCUUUCUUAUCCAUCAGUUCCUCCGCCUUCGCUAUCGUCUUCUUUUGGAUCUCCCACUGUCUCGUAUCUGCCCCUUCGAGACCGCGACCCGUCAUUGUCUCCCGUUGAGCCGCAAAGCCGGCGCAAUUCUAUGCGACGGGGUGCACGAGUUGUUGAGUCUGGCAGUUUGCGUGGAUCGAGUCACAGUCGAAGAGGAAGUAUGGAGCGUGGUGGAAGGGUGGCCGAGACAGGUCAGCUUGUGCCAAGGAGUCAUAUCGAACGCACACUGCCUGCAACGACUGAGGCGCCAGAUUCACCGACCAUGGGGGACAUGGAACUUCCUGAAUAA
Messenger RNA from Mycena indigotica, 2160 nucleotides. RefSeq lists its product as uncharacterized. The transcript has 7 exons. NCBI's taxonomy places the organism in Eukaryota, Fungi, Basidiomycota, Agaricomycetes, Agaricales, Mycenaceae. The record is from RefSeq and is a predicted model, not a curated record. The coding region runs from base 19 to 2160 and encodes 713 amino acids.